Messenger RNA from Ananas comosus (pineapple), 684 nucleotides. Its product is annotated as enoyl-CoA delta isomerase 2, peroxisomal-like. The coding region runs from base 1 to 684 and encodes 227 amino acids. Lineage: Eukaryota; Viridiplantae; Streptophyta; Magnoliopsida; Poales; Bromeliaceae. The transcript has a single exon. The record is from RefSeq and is a predicted model, not a curated record.
AUGGGUUCGGAUGACUCGGUGAGCUAUGACACCAUCGUGAAAGGCGGCCACAAAUUUGCCGUGCUGACCCUGAAGCCAGCGGACAGCCGUCACCUCUUCACAAAGGAGCUCAUCGGGGAGUACAGCAAACGACUCCAGCAGGCCGUCGGCGACAAUGUUCAAGGCCUCAUAACCACCCACCAGGGCAACUGGUUCUCGGGCGGCUUCGACUACCACUCGGCCCCCCCGGUGGAGGAUUUCCGGAAGCUGAUUGCCGAGUUCAUCCAGCUGCCGUUCCCGACGGUGGCCUACAUACGCGGCCGCGCGUACGGGGCAGGAUUCACGCUGGCACUCUUACACGACUACUUAGUGCUGUCGAACAACAGCCCCCUUAGUUUGCGCCAGGACGAGCUGGCUAAUGGGCAUGAGUUGCCGCCGUAUGCUGUGGCGCUGGUGAGGGACAAGUUCCAGCUGUUGGCCUCGCUGGAGCUGCUGGUGUCGUCGGCGUACGUCACAGCCCCGAAGUUCGCGCCCAUAACCGAGUACGUGAAUCCGUACGUAGGGUGGACCGUAGACGAGGUGGUAAAUAAGCUGCUGCAGCCACUGGUUGGCCUCGUCGGCCGCAACUACGGUAGCGUGCGGAAGAUCCUGCUGCCCCAAGUGUGUCAGCUGGUGAAACCCAAACCGGCCGGCUCGCGGCUAUAG